AGACUUUACCUCUUCAAUUCUUUCUAGUUGUCAGAGAGAACAAAAAUUAAUAAUUUUAAUUGGAGAUAACAAUAUAGAAGUGACUUCGAAUCGUACUAUACCGAUUGUAAAAAUUAAAAAAAAUAUUUAUAAUAAUUUAACUGUUAUAAUUGUCUGAAAUAUCGCACAUCGUCUCGUUGGCAUUGGGAGACACAAACACAAACCUCCUCUGCUACCAAUCACUCACAAUCUUCUUCCUGCUCUGCAAUGCUUUACAGAGGGCUUCCGAAGUAACAACUAGACAAGAAGUAUGUCAAAAAGCAAGCUGUAAUACACAAGACUAAUCGAUUUUUCCUGUCAAUAGAAAAGAAAGAAGCAAGGAAAUUUUUCUUCCUCAAAUAGCCAUAGUGGCCGCCCCCAUUUUCCGGCCUACCUCUGGCCACCAUACUGACCGGAAUAAGAAAAUACCACAUUUCUUCCUCCGCAGCAGUAAGGCCCAUUCCGGCCACCUCAGUUUGUGUUUCUUCUUCGUCUUUACCUCCACAAUAAACCUAGCAAUUUGAAUUUGUUGUUUCCGACGUCGUUAUUACUGCCGCUCACAGCUGCCGUUGUCGUCCUCUCAUUUUUUCAUUGCUUUGUAUAUCUGUAGGAUCAUAUUUUUUGCGUUGGAUGUUGAUAUUGGAGUGUAUGUAUAGGGGAAAGCCAUAUAUUAAUUAAAUGAUAAGCAUGUCCUGGAAACAAAAAAAAGAAGAAGUAAUUACUUGAUAUUGUUGCGAUCCUUAAUAUCGUUGCCGUUUGCAGUGAGUUGCCAGCCAUUCUCUUCGAUGCCACGGCCGCCACAGGAUGGUUGAAUUUUCGAUAAGUAAUGCUAGAUAUAAUUAUAUGCAUGAUCAGAAAUAUCCCUCUGAAGAUGUCGACAUACACCAUAUAGUUCUGCGGAGGAGUGAUGCAAAAUAUUUUCUUUUGUAUGCCUCAACAAAUUUUGUAUUAGCAUGUGGCAUCUAUUUGUAUGUUUUUAAGGAAAAAUCCAUUAGUCUUGUGUAUUACACCUUGCUUUUUGACAUACUUCUUGUCAAGUUGUUACUUCGGAAGCCUGUUAAUAAAGAGUCUGUUGUGAUUAUGCCGGCUUUUGGUGUACAGCUUGAGACUCACUAUAUGAGUGGAGAAUUCAUCCGAAGCUUUGUUCCAAUUGACAAGAUUCUAAAACCUGUUUUAUUAGAAUGUGUGACUCCGGUGACUUGCUACUGGACUCUAUCCUUGAUUGUUCGCGAGGAAUCAGAAAUGGUGUUAGUUUUUAAGAACUUGCGACCGCCUGUUAAAAUGCUAGUGCAUGUCUGGAAGGCUUUAUGUGCUGCAACAGAUAAUAAAGAAGAGAUUUGUAUACAUACAGGGAGAGAUGGAUAGCUAUGAGUUCCUAAUAGUUAUACUCUUGAAUUCACAUGAAAAAGUGAUCAUUAUAAACCACAGACUGCUGGUUCAGGACUCACUGAUAUGAUCUCAAGUUGAUAGUUUGGAAUAGGACUGCUAGUGCAAGUAAACCGGAGAUUCAAUCAAGUACUAGGAAUAUUUUAUCCUUUCCAUAGGGCUUGAGCCAAGUUUUAUUUUUCUAGCCAUUUGAAAUCUUAGAAUAACGUAAAAAGUUGUCUGCUGAAGAGGUUGAUUUUAUGGAUGCAGAUUCACAAGCCUUAAUCUUAGAGGACUGAAGUGGUAUUUAGUAGGGGUGAGUGGAUUCACAAGCCUUAAUCUUAGAGGACUGGAGUGGUAUUUAGUAGGGGUGAGUGAAUUUAAAACUAUCCAAAUAAAAACCAACAUGCAAUGUGGACUAACAA
Messenger RNA from Vicia villosa (hairy vetch), 1808 nucleotides. RefSeq lists its product as uncharacterized. The transcript has 8 exons. Gene Ontology annotation, cellular component: glycosylphosphatidylinositol-N-acetylglucosaminyltransferase (GPI-GnT) complex. Lineage: Eukaryota; Viridiplantae; Streptophyta; Magnoliopsida; Fabales; Fabaceae. The record is from RefSeq and is a predicted model, not a curated record. Bases 823 to 1383 code for a protein of 186 amino acids. Gene Ontology annotation, biological process: GPI anchor biosynthetic process.